Messenger RNA from Octopus sinensis (East Asian common octopus), 2631 nucleotides. Its product is annotated as conserved oligomeric Golgi complex subunit 5. NCBI's taxonomy places the organism in Eukaryota, Metazoa, Mollusca, Cephalopoda, Octopoda, Octopodidae. The coding region runs from base 64 to 2496 and encodes 810 amino acids. The transcript has 23 exons. Gene Ontology annotation, cellular component: COG complex. The record is from RefSeq and is a predicted model, not a curated record. Gene Ontology annotation, biological process: intra-Golgi vesicle-mediated transport.
AGAAACAUGUAUAUUAUGCUCAUUGCCGGCUGGUGUCUGUAGUUAAGUAUAAUUUUAUCUAACAUGGAGGAUGACGUGUUACAUCAACUCAAUUCAGAUGAAACCUUCAACCCAUUCCUGGAUGAUAAGUUUGAUGUCAAAGCUCAUGCUAAUAAAACUAUCCAAGGAAUUGCUAUAGGAGAACAACUUGCAAAACUUACAGAUGGCAUGGCCAUAUUGGACAAGGAGAUCCAUAAUCAGAUUGUAGAUCAUCAUGAAGAUUUACUUUCCCAGGCUACUGGUGUGGAAACCCUUGAAGGUGUCCUUCAAAUGAUGCAAUCAAGAAUUCAGUCCUUGCUCUCUGCAAUGGAACGAAUUCGGUGCAAAGUAAGUGACCCAUUCAACAAAAUUGUAAUGAGAACUGCACAGCUAAGAAGAUUACAGGAAGCUUGUGAUCUUUUGCGACGGAUUAUCCGCAUACUUUAUCUAAGUAAACGACUACGCAGUCAGCUUGAGGGUGGUGCAAGGGAGAUAACUAAAGCUGCUCAGAGUCUCAAUGAACUCGAUUAUGUAUGUGAAGGAAUGGAUUUAAGUGGAAUUGAGGUGAUUGAAGCAGAUCGCCGAUUCAUUAAACAAGCUCGCAAAGAUGUAGAGGCACAAGCUCAGAAAAUGUUGGAGCAAGGAAUGGAAACACAGAAUCAAAGUCAAGUGGCAACUUCACUGCAAGUGUUCUACAAUCUUAAUUCGCUCUCAGCAACAGUGAAGAAGGUUGUGAACAAUUGUCGUGAAACUCUUCACCAAAAUGUUAAGAACUGUCUUAAUAUGCAGCUUUUACAACAACAGCUCCCCUCACAAGGUCAAGGUGGUCCUGGCCGAGCAUUGAUGCCAGUGACUGGAAACACAGCUGCUUACCGAGCAAAUCUUUGGACUAACAUGGAGAAAUUGAUGGAUAAUAUUUAUGCUGCUUGUGCUCAGAUUCAGCAUUUACAGAAGGUGUUGACAAAGAAACGUGACCCUGUCACUCACAUUUGUUUCAUUGAGGAACUCUCAAAGACUUCAGAUGAACCCAUCAACAUAAUGCAAGAUUUCUGGGAGAGUGUCACUAGUAUUUUGACUGAUGAAUUUAAGGCAGCUGCCCGAGAUACAUCUUUUCUGAAGCAAGCAUUUGAAGGUGAAUACCCCAAAUUGCUACGUUUAUACAACGAUUUAUGGAAAAGGCUUCAUCAGUUUAAUGUUACAUCCAACACAGCUACAAGUGUAAUCCAUACAGAUUUUUCUGCUAUAGAAUCCACUGAUGAUGAUUUCUUUAGUCAAAAGGCAGCCACUAAGACUGGUUAUGACUCUGAGAUGGCACUGAGAAAUACAUUAGCUUCAUUUGAAACUGCUUACUUGUCACGUUCACUUUCCCGCCUUUUUGAUCCAAUUAAUUUGGUGUUUACGAGUGGGUCAUUAAAUCCACCAACCAAGGAAGAAGUUGACAGUAUUGUUAAAACUAUAGCCAGUGAACUGAAUGUGGCUAGUGUUGACACCAAGCUCAGUGUUACUGUGGCCAGAAAUGUCACCAAAACUGUCAAGCUUUUCUGUGUUAAAAGUGAACAAUUGUUGACCACUGAUGGUGAAGCCAGCCAAGUUAUACGUCCAGCCACUCCUGGACAGAUCCGCAAUGCCGUCAUUGUCAACACUCUUUACCAAUUCCAUGUAGCUGUGUCAAAAGUGAUUUCUGGGUUGAACUUUUAUCCUAGUGAAGCCCUAGAAAAUUUGAAUGAAUCUUUGAAGGAUGUUGUUAUGCUGAUGAGUUCAGGCAUACAGCCAUUGCUGUCAUCUAUCUCAGAUGCACUGGAAGCUAUCAUAUUAACCAUUCACCAAGAAGAUUUUUCAGGUGAUGCUCCAACCAGUACUACUGUAGAUGCUCCCUGUUCCCUGUACAUGAAGGAACUACAGAGCUUUAUUGCACGAGCACGCACUGACUAUUUAUCACAGUAUACUUGUGCUGAUUUCAUCUUUAACAGUAUAAAUGGAGUUUGUUGCCGAUGUAUUGAACUGUUUGUGCGACAUGCUUGCUUAAUUCGGCCCCUGGGAGAUGGUGGGAAAAUGAAACUUGCAUCAGAUUUUGCUCAAAUGGAAAGUGCUCUUUCUCCAUUUUGUCAUCGUCCAUCUGAUCUAGGUCGACCCUACCGUCUUCUCAGAGCUUUCAGGCCAUUAUUAUUCCAGUCUAGUGAACAUAUUUCCAGAAAUCCUGUCCUUGGUGAUGUCAUUCCUUAUAGUUUAGUUUUGAGCUUCUUAUUUGCUAGAGCUCCUGCAGAACUUACAUCUCCUCAUCAGAAUGCUGACUGGUCAGUGAGUUAUUAUUCCCAAUGGUUAGAUAAUCACACAUCAGAAAAAGAUAGACUCACAUUUAUUAAAGGCGCACUGGAAGCCUAUGUACAGCAAGUUAAAUGUCGUCAGGGCAAGAAGUUUGCCGACAUAUAUCCUGUUAUGUUAGAAUUGCUUCAACAAGGUCUUCAACAAGCAACCUGACAUAGAAGAAAACUAUUUUUAAACAGUCAAAAUUGUGGGUGAUAAACAGAAAGGGAGUUACAUAUGUAUCUUGUUGAGGGGGAAAAACUUGUUUAUUUAUUUUUUGUAUCAUUAAAUAAAAUUUUGUGUAACAUU